AUGGUUUUUGCUACUCCUAUUAACAAUGUUGGUGCUGCAAUUACAAUGUUUGUGAAUGUAUUUGUGUUCACAAUGCUAAGAACAAGUGUAUGUAACGCGCAAGCCGUGCCGGCCCUAUACAUGCUUGGGGAUUCGUUGGUUGACGUCGGAAACAACAACUACCUGCCACUUUCAGUAGCCAAGGCUAACUUCCCUCACAAUGGUGUUGAUUUUCCUAACAGAAAAUUUACGGGAAGAUUUAGCAAUGGCGAAAAUGCUGCAGACUUUAUCGCGAAAAAGUUGGGUUUACGAACAUCGCCACCAUAUCUAUCAUUAACCGAUGGCACGACACCACCAAUCACCGGAGUGAGCUUUGCAUCAGGAAGCUCGGGCAUACUUAACGAAACCGGUCAACCAUAUAUACAAUAUAUUUCAUUGGCACAACAAGUAGACUACUUCAGCUUGGUCCGUGACAAAUUGGUCCAACAACUCGGACCAUCUGUAGCACAGGUUCACCUCUCCAAGUCGAUAUUCCCAAUCGUUAUCGCAAGCAACGAUCUGAUUACAUAUUUCACCGUGGGUUCAUUAGUCUCUCGAAAAUACACACCACAACGAUAUAUUGAUCUUUUAUUGUCCAAUUACAAAGGCUUACUAAAGACAUUGUAUGCAUUGGGUGCACAAAAAAUGGUGGUGACAGGAGCUCCGACUAUAGGUUGUUGCCCAUCACUACGAAAGUCUAGUAGAACGGGUGAAUGCAAUGCUGAAGCAAACUUCUGGUCGAAGAAGUACAAUGAUGGCUUGAAGGUCAUGUUACAAGAAUUGAAGUCGGAAUCUCUAGGCUUGAACUAUGCUUAUUUUGAUAUAUAUAGUGCCAUGAUCAACCUCUUCCUUUCACCCGAGACAUAUGGGUUUACGAAUAUAAAAGAAGCUUGUUGCGGGCUUGGUUACUUGAACGCUGACGUGCCAUGCAUUCCGACAUCAACGUUUUGCCUAAACAGAAGAAACCACUUUUUUUGGGAUCUUUACCAUCCUACGGAAGUAGCUGCAAGCAUGUUUAUAGACAUCAUGUACAAUGGAACACAACCCUACAUGUUUCCCAUCAAUUUGAAACAACUUGCUGAUAUUUGA
Molecule: messenger RNA, 1107 nt
Organism: Erigeron canadensis
Lineage: Eukaryota; Viridiplantae; Streptophyta; Magnoliopsida; Asterales; Asteraceae
Product: GDSL esterase/lipase At5g55050-like
Exons: 5
Coding region: 1-1107 (368 amino acids)
Molecular function (GO): hydrolase activity, acting on ester bonds
Source: RefSeq, a predicted model, not a curated record